Molecule: messenger RNA, 1026 nt
Organism: Euleptes europaea (tarantolino)
Lineage: Eukaryota; Metazoa; Chordata; Lepidosauria; Squamata; Sphaerodactylidae
Gene: FAS
Product: Fas cell surface death receptor
Exons: 9
Coding region: 1-1026 (341 amino acids)
Biological process (GO): motor neuron apoptotic process; necroptotic signaling pathway; activation-induced cell death of T cells
Cellular component (GO): membrane raft; external side of plasma membrane; CD95 death-inducing signaling complex
Molecular function (GO): tumor necrosis factor receptor activity; protein binding
Source: RefSeq, a predicted model, not a curated record
AUGAAGCAGCCGCUGCUCCUCCUCCUCCACCUCCUCAGCUUGUUUCCCGCCCUUGAAUUGAUUGCUGCUGGACCACCUCAUAACAAUGAUUCUGAUCCUGUGAUACACAGUGCGUAUAUUAAAUUUGCUGCAGUGAAAAAUAUUUCCAAACGGCAAGUAUGUCCACCGGGGAAGCACCAAUCAGGAGAUAACUGCUGUGACCUUUGUGAGCCUGGCAAGGUUAUAGACAAAGACUGUACAGACUCCAGUAACACAACUUGUAAAGAGUGUAAGGAAGGAGAAGAGUACACAGAUGGUUACAAUUACCUUUCCAAAUGCCGACGGUGCAGCUCUUGUGAUGCAGAGCAUGGUCUGGAAGUUGACAAACCCUGUAUCAGAUCCCGAAAUGUGAAAUGCCGGUGCAGGCCUGGCUUUUUUUACAAUUCCUCGGAACCGUGCCAUCACUGUAAUCCAUGUACAAAAUGUGAACAUGAUAUAAUCGUAGAAGAAUGCACCCCAAACAAAGACACCAUCUGUGGAAGUAAACAGAAUUUGCUUUGGAUCAUUGCAAUUGUCAUUCCACUUACACUCGCUCCGAUCUUAUUCAUAAUAUGGAAAUAUUGGCGCAAUAACCGCAGGAUGCGAAGGACACAAAUCAAAGAUGACCAGAAAAAUACGGAACUGAAGCCUCUUUUUUACCCAGAUAUUGACUUAACGCCUUACAUCAGUGACAUUGCAGAGGAAAUGACCUUUGAACAAGUCAUGAAGUUUAUUCGGAAACAGGGGCUGUCAAACCCUACCAUAGAAAGGAUCAAUCUGGAUAAUAUGCAUGAUGUUUCUGAGAAGAAGAUAAAGCUACUUGAAUGCUGGUACCAAGAGAAAGGGAUAAAAGAUGCUUAUGGAACUUUAAUCAGCAGCCUGAAAGGCCUUAAGCUACACGCCCUUGCUCAAAAGAUUGAACGAAAGAUGCCUUCUCAUAUACAGAACAAUGUACCAAUGCCAGAGUAUCAAAACAGUUCCAGUUUUGAAGAAAGUAGUCCUAUAUAA